AGCCUUCAAGCUUGCCAUGUCGACACCAGAUUUCGUUUUGAUUUUUUGUCGAUGAUCUGGUGGCAUGCGCCGUGGUAUGUUGUAGCGAUGAGACGAGAUACGGAGGCUGAACGAUUCCAUAAGAGUGACAAGGCGCAUCGAGGAAAUGCUCUCUUGUACGCACGAGAUGCCAGGGCGCGCCCGAGACUUCCUCGCCGUCCGAAGGGCCAUAUCUCGCUCUCUCCAGUCUUCCAAGUCUCUGCGACUGGUCAUCGUUGCAUACACGCACGGCUGUGCGCUUUGCGAGGUGUUUUGCAACGGGAACGGGAGCGCAAACUUGGCGCAGUCGACGUCUUCUGUGGGCGCAGCCUCCCACUGCGUUGAGAAGAUGGCGCGAAGACAGAAUGGGUUCAUCGACAUAGAGAACGUGUGCGAGCGGUGUUGCAUUGUCACGUUUGAAAAGCACGGUACGAGGCGCACCGAUGACGCCGAGGGACACGGCGUCGUGCUCAGAAGAGCGCGCUCCGAUGACAGCGACCUUCUCGCCGAUGUGGGGCGCGCUGCAGAACGGAAAGUCCAAUCGCGCCGGCAAAGUCAUCCCCGCAAAUGCCGCACGUUCGAACAGCCGGCCCGCUGCAACGAUGGCACGCUCCGCAGAUAGGAACGCGCUGCGAGCAUUCAGACUUCUGGAGGGUGACGUUCCACUUCUGCGUGUCGCUGGCAUGGUGUAUGGGCGUGGCAGCGGUUGAGGUCUGGAAGUUGAUUUCGAGCGCAUCGGUAUAAAGCUCGAACCAGUCUGCAAGCUGCGACGCGGACUGCGAUGACGUAGCGGGAUGCGGCGCACCCGUUUACGUUGGCUCAUGCAAACUUAGCUUCUCGCGCCCCUCCCCCUAACGAUCGCCCACCCGUCAUCCACCCGCACCACGGGACUCAACACGUUCAGCGUGUUCAGCCGCGUCGCGACCGCCGUUUGUGUCUCGAGAGGCGAGUUCUCCCCGUGCAAUAGGUGGUGUUGAGGCCGAGGGAGUUGAUGGCGUCCAUGGCGCACUGAGGAGUUGGGCCGGCAGGUCCCAGCAGGAAGAGCAGAGUGGACAAGCUAUAUGAGUGUGUACCGCAGGUGGUUGCUCUCAUGAGAUUGAGGUUAUGAGGCGGAGG
Messenger RNA from Phanerochaete carnosa HHB-10118-sp, 1134 nucleotides. RefSeq lists its product as uncharacterized. The coding region runs from base 167 to 640 and encodes 157 amino acids. Lineage: Eukaryota; Fungi; Basidiomycota; Agaricomycetes; Polyporales; Phanerochaetaceae. The record is from RefSeq and is a predicted model, not a curated record. The transcript is spliced from 5 exons.